Eremomyces bilateralis CBS 781.70 is the source of this 507-nucleotide messenger RNA. RefSeq names its product cutinase. Gene Ontology annotation, molecular function: cutinase activity. The transcript has 2 exons. The record is from RefSeq and is a predicted model, not a curated record. Gene Ontology annotation, biological process: carbohydrate catabolic process. Gene Ontology annotation, cellular component: extracellular region. The annotation marks the transcript as partial. NCBI's taxonomy places the organism in Eukaryota, Fungi, Ascomycota, Dothideomycetes, Eremomycetales, Eremomycetaceae.
UCAUGCACCCCAUAUCGGGUCAUCUACGCCAAGGGUACCACGGAGAUGGGCGAAUUAGGAUUUACCGUCGGUCCGUCGCUUAGCUCGGGACUCAGCGGGCGAGAUUUCACCGUCGAUGGUGUGGACUACCCCGCCGAUAUGGACGGAAUCAACUGUCUUGGUAUGGAAGGCGGUAUUAUCGCCAUGAAGAUGCUGGAGAACGCCGUGGCCCAGUGCCCAGAGCAGAAGAUUUUCAUGUCGGGCUACAGCCAGGGUGCCAUGGUUGCCCGUGAGGCAGUGGCAUUUGCACGACCCGAGGCUCGCAAGCAGGUUAUCGGCGUUGUCACAUUUGGAGAUCCGUUCAAUGGGUCACCGAUUGCGGAUUUCGACUCCAGCAAGAUCAAAAUCUUCUGCUCUUCCUCUGAUGGAGUGUGCAAGGGGGAGUUUUCUAUCAGCCUUGGGCAUCUGGGAUAUGUUGGAACCUCCACUACUCAGGCCGUCUCGUGGAUCAAACAGCAGGCUCGCUGA